This is a messenger RNA of Electrophorus electricus (electric eel), 4924 nucleotides long. It is a transcript of the gene rfc1, whose product is annotated as replication factor C (activator 1) 1. Gene Ontology annotation, biological process: DNA repair; DNA replication. NCBI's taxonomy places the organism in Eukaryota, Metazoa, Chordata, Actinopteri, Gymnotiformes, Gymnotidae. Gene Ontology annotation, cellular component: nucleus; DNA replication factor C complex. The record is from RefSeq and is a predicted model, not a curated record. Gene Ontology annotation, molecular function: DNA clamp loader activity; ATP binding; DNA clamp unloader activity.
AUUAAACUAGAUUGAAAAAACAUUGUAGCAUUAAAAAUAGGUGAGUUGUGUGUUCCACUACAGAUCUUUGCGUAACUGAUUCUUGUAUGGCCACAAUGUUCCAAUACAGAUGUUUAAAAAAACAAAACACUAAUCAUUACUCAAAGCUUUAUCGGUUAUCCACAAUUUAAUUAUACAAGCAGGCAUACAUAUGAUGUCAAACGUUCAGCUUUGGUUGAAGGUUGUCUAAUGCCAUUAGUAUAAUUGAUAUAAUACCUUGACACGUUUCCUCAGUCAUAGGUAUGAAAAACACUGGCCCUUAAAAUGUGAUAUAAUAGCAACAUGUACAUUUAACAUUAACUGCUGUGCAUUACACAGCAGUUACAUUCAGUUCAUUGGUCCUGUGCAAGAUAUUCGGACCCAGAGGCGUCAAAAUCGCCACAGCAUUAUAGUCCGUCCACCUUUUGAGAUGAGGUUUUGAAGUUUAGGUACUCAGGCGUCAAAAUCGCCACAGAGCAUUAUAGUCCGUCCACCUUCUUUUGAGAUGAGGUUUUGAAGUUUAUGUGCUGUUUUAUAUGGCAUGUUCUCCACAAGUGUAAGGUGCGUACACUUACCAGCAAACAAAAACGCCUCUCAUUAAUCUUUUUUUUUUAAUUGACUUUGGAGAAUUACUAGCGUUUGUUUCUUUCAUCUAGUUCAUUGUAGACCGAGGCUUCUUCCCUUCAUGCGUCAUCACGGAGCGCCCGAAAUAAUCGGACUUGGCGCCAAAGAAGACUGGAAGAGUUAGCGUCACGUACUACAGAAACAAUUAAAACAACCAGCUAAUCAUUAGCGACAGCUGUAGAAGAUGGAUAUACGCAGGUUCUUUGCGCCCACAAAACCCGCGGCGCCCAAACCCACCCAGGGCAGUACCAGUACUGACCAAGAUCACGCAAGGAAUAAAAAGAAACCGUCCUCCAAGAUCACAAGCCCUAAAUCUGAUAAACGCUCAGUAAAACGAAAGAAAAGACUAAUUGUCGAUUCAGAGUCUGAGGAGGAAGAAGAGAAGAAAGAAGGAAAACAGAAGAAAGAUCCCAAAGAGAAGAAUGCUUCCUCAGGAAAGAAGAACCCUGUUACUUAUGUGUCUGAUUCAGAUUCGGACGAAGUGUUCACAUCGCUGAAAAAGUCCUCCAAACCUGGCAAGAAUGGAUGUAGCCAGAUGACUUCACACUUGGGAAAGUCAGAGGAGGCACAAACUGCAUCUCUCAAAUCACCGGUCACGUCCUCGGCACCCAGCUUGAAGAGGGGGACGAAGAACGGAGUCAGUUUGACCCCAACAAAGGCAGCUGCGCCCCAGCCCAGGUACACCCCCACCUCUGUAGUGGAUUACUUCGGCAGCAGCGUCAUCCAGAGGUCGGACAAGAAACUCGUGGCUGCUACCAGCACCAAGAGAAAAGCACCAGUACAAGACCAUGAGUCGUCGUGCAGUGAUGAGCUCAUUGCGAAACAGUUGCAGAUGGAUGAGGACAUAGAGUUGGAGAAGCAGAUCCAUGAAGAUGAAGAGUUUGCAAAAACGUUGGCCAUGUUGGAUGAGGCCCCAUUGCCUAAAAAGGCCCGUGUAGACACCAUCUCGCCCUUGAAAGACAGUUCCAGGACCAGCUCUGCGGACACCAAGGCUAAGGCAAAGAGUGAUUCACCGAAGCAGAGCCCCGUGAGGGCAAGUUCCAAGCUGGCCCUGCUCAAAAGGAGAGCUGACAAAGAGGAGGAGCGAAAGAAAAACAAGCAGGAAAAGAAAGGCAAGAUGGUCGUCUCUCCGAAAAAAGAGCCAGCCACCCCAACCACAUCGGAGAUGGCGGUCACGCCCAAAACGGACAGGGCGUUUGCCGCAGCCUCCAAAUCAAGAAGCUUUUCCACACCUAAGAGUGGCAGUAGUAAGACGUCUCCCACAAAGCCUGAGACUAGUCCAGAGGACUCUGAGAAGAAGCGGGUGAAUUCAGCAGCUUACCGCAGCUACCUUAACCGAGAGGGACCUCGUGCCCUGGGCUCCAAGGAGAUCCCUCAGGGAGAGGAGAACUGCCUGGAAGGCUGUGUGUUUGUGCUGACAGGGGUUUUGGAGUCUAUGGAGCGGGAAGAUGCAAAGUCAUUAAUUGAGCGAUAUGGUGGUAAAGUUACUGGGAAUGUGAGCCGCAAAACCACGUACCUGGUGUUGGGCCGUGACAGCGGAGCCUCCAAGACGGAGAAGGCCCACAGUUUUGGAACCAAGAUCCUAAAUGAGGAUGAACUGCUGGACCUGAUCCGAACCAAACCUGGCAAAAAGUCCAAAUAUGAAAUCGCAGCUGAGGCUGAGAAUAAACGCACUAAAUCACAGACCCUGGGCUCCAAAGGCAAAGCCACCCCUCCACGGCUGAAGCACACACCCCUGGGGCCAAGCCCAGCCAAGAAGAGCCUAUCGGCGGGAAAGACCCGGGCUGUUUCCACUUCCAGCCCUGGAACCUCCAGAGCUUCCCCCCGACGUGGCACUGCAUCCGAUGUGAAGAAGAGCCUGAAGUUUGGCUGCGGAAAGACCCUGCCCCCUGCACCACACCAUGCCACAGAUGGUGACACCUGCAGCUUGCUGUGGGUGGAUAAGUACCGUCCCCGCAGCCUGAAGAAUCUGAUAGGACAGCAGGGAGAGCAGAGCUGUGCCAAUAAGCUGUUGAGAUGGUUGCAGCAUUGGCACAAGCACCACAGAGGCGAUACCAAAACAGCACCUAGGUUUGGUAAGUUUGGGGGAAAGAAUGAUGGUUCUGGUUUUAAGGCUGCCCUGUUGUCUGGGCCCCCGGGUGUAGGGAAGACCACUACUGCUGCCCUUGUGUGUGAGGAGUUGGGCUACAGUUACGUGGAGAUGAACGCCAGCUCCACACGAAGCAGGACCAGUCUGAAAGAAGUGAUUGCCGAGUCCCUCAAUAACACAAGCAUUAAGAACUUCUACUCAGGUACAUCUCAAACAGUCAGCGAUAAGCAUGUUCUUAUCAUGGACGAGGUGGACGGUAUGGCAGGAAAUGAAGACAGAGGUGGAAUACAGGAGUUGAUUGGUCUGAUAAAGCAGUCGAAGAUCCCCAUCAUCUGCAUGUGUAAUGACCGUAACCAUCAGAAAAUCCGCUCGCUUGCCAACUACUGCUUCGACCUGCGCUUCCAGCGCCCCCGUGUGGAACAGAUAAAGGGUGCUAUGAUGUCCAUUGCUUUUAAAGAAGGUUUAAAGGUCCCGCCUCCAGCACUCAAUGAAAUCAUUCUGGCAACGAAUCAGGACAUUCGGCAGGUGCUGCAUAAUCUGAGCAUGUGGACGGCCACAGACAAAGUCAUGACCUAUGACCAGGCAAAAGCGGAUGCUAAGAAUGCCAGGAAGGACAUGAAAAUGGGUCCAUUUGACGUAUGCAGAAAAGUGUUUACCUCAGGAGAGGAGACCGCCCACAUGUCUUUGAUUGACAAGUCAGAUCUUUUCUUCCAUGACUACUCACUAGCGCCACUGUUUGUCCAAGAGAACUACAUUCAUGUACGACCAGCUGCAGCAGGGGGAAAUCUGAAGAAUUAUUUGGUCUUGCUGAGUAAAACUGCAGACAGCAUCUGUGAUGGAGAUCUAGUGGACAAACAGAUCCGUUCUAAACAGACCUGGUCUCUACUACCCACACAGGCGAUCUAUGCCAGUGUACUGCCUGGUGAGCUGAUGCGAGGUUAUAUGGGUCAGUUUCCCACUUUCCCCAGCUGGCUGGGCAAGAACUCCGCCACGAACAAACACAGUCGUAUCGUACAGGAGUUGGCCUCACACAUGGGCCUGAAGACUUUGUGUAGUAAGGAUGCGGUGAAUCUGGACUACCUGCCUUAUCUGCGCUCUGCGCUAUUAGUGCCUCUGCAGUCACAUGGAGCAGAGGGAACCAGUCAGACUGUAAAGCUCAUGGAUGACUAUGACAUCAUCAAAGAGGACUUUGACAGCAUCAUUGAGAUCAGUAGCUGGGGUGGACAGCCUGAUCCCUACUCCAGGCUCGACUCCAAGGUGAAAGCUGCAUUCACACGUGCGUACAACAGGGAGUCCCACCUGACCCCAUACUCAAUACAGAUGGUGAAGAAAGGUCGCCGAAGUACCACCGAUUUUGAGAGCUUAGACCCUGAAAAUGACCUCCAAGGGCAGGAAGAGGAGGAGGAAGAGGAAGGUCUCACUGCUGAUGCCAUGAUCAGGCGGAAGAAGACUAAACUCACCAAAGAGCCCAAACAGGAGAAAGCAGGGGAUUCUGGGAAGGGAAAGGGCAAGGGCAAAGGAAAGGGCAAGAAGUGAAUGGUGGCCUGAACUGAGUCGUGUCACACUGACCAAACACAUUUCAUACGCCGGUGCCCUUCUCUUGCCUCUUCUGCUUACUUAAUAAAGGGAAGGGUAAAAACGGCAGGCAGUAAAGACUAGACGACCCCAAGGCUGCCAAAAGGUCAGCAUUAACAAGGAUGAAGGCCUAAGAGUAGUAGGUGAUUUCAUCAUAUUGUAAUUACAAAGAAGAGGAUAGCUGCUUUAGCCUAUUAUUCUGACCUCUUCCGCUGGACAGCCCUCAGGAACAAGGUCAACCAAUCAAAACGGACCAGAGACACGCAAUGCGCACACGUACAAAAUCACACCCUUCUUUGGUAAAUAUUCUUUGAUGACAAAUCUUUCUCUUUACUUUCUCUCCCUAUACACCUCUCCUAACAGCUCUUCUCGGGUUCUAGAAGCACUAUGCAGAACUUACACACUUUUAUUUUGUGUUUUACUGAGACACAUAUAUGCACUCUAACUCCUCAUAUGCAACUCAAACAUGUAAAUAUGUAUGUGCUGUGUAGCACUUCUGUGUUGGUAUUUUCUAUGAGGGCACCUUGACAUACACACUGACAGCAAAGUUUACUGGGCUUGUAGAGUACUGUACAUGACUUGUCAUUUUCACCAGGUAAUUAAAGAGUGUAAUCCUGA